Molecule: messenger RNA, 17943 nt
Organism: Strongylocentrotus purpuratus (purple sea urchin)
Lineage: Eukaryota; Metazoa; Echinodermata; Echinoidea; Camarodonta; Strongylocentrotidae
Product: low-density lipoprotein receptor-related protein 1
Exons: 91
Coding region: 148-13740 (4530 amino acids)
Molecular function (GO): protein binding; calcium ion binding
Source: RefSeq, a predicted model, not a curated record
AGGUAGCCCGCACACGGACCCUGAACGCGGCACUCUUUUCGUGGAGAAAAAAAAAUCAUCACAAUUCUCAGAUUUUAGGCAAAGUUGAAAUAGCAUCUGGAUGGAAAUAGAUUAAUACGGCUUUCCAGCCUUUUUAAAAGGAUUUAUAUGUUAGGAUCAGAUUCAAUGGCGCUGACAUCAGGGGGAUUUCUGUGGCUCUUGUGCUCAAUCUAUCUGGUGUACUUACAUCAUCCUCGCUCCGCCGAAGCUUCGGCCCGAUGUGUUCCUGGAGUACAGUUUGCCUGUGCUGAUGGAACUCAAUGCAUCCCAUCACCAUGGCGAUGUGAUCGUGACCCAGAUUGUAGAGACGUCAGUGAUGAAGAGAAUUGCACAUACACUGGUGUAUCAUGUCAAACAGGUUUCUUCCAGUGUGCUAGUAGUGAAGCACAGAUCUGUCUUCCUGAGUCCUUCAGAUGUGAUGGUCAGAUAGAUUGCCAAGAUCACUCAGAUGAAGGCCCAGAUUGUCCUGUUCCACCUCCGUUCGCCUGUCCUCCAUCCAUGCCGUAUCAAUGCUUGGAUGGUAAUAGCUGUAUAGCAUAUAGCAGUAUCUGUGACUUUGUUCCUGACUGUGAUGAUUGGUCAGAUGAGGGAGCAUUCUGCAAUCCAGAGAAUGGAGGAGACUGUACCAGGAUGCAGUGUGGAGAUGAUCAAGUAUGUCAAGAAACCAUCAAUGGUGGUAUGUGUAUCUGUCCAAUAGGAUACCAAGUCAAUCAAAGCAACUCUACACUCUGUGAAGAUAUCAAUGAAUGUGACAUUUAUGGCACAUGUGAUCAGAUCUGUAAGAACACUCCCGGAUCCUAUUCAUGUUCCUGUGCUGGCGGUUAUAUCAAGUUCUCUGAAGGAAGAUGUCAGUCAGAUGAAGAUGCCAAGUUGCUGGUAGCCAAUGUGGACAAUCUUCUACAGCUGAACAUAGAUGGAAGUAGCAUAAACAAGACAAGUUUAUUAGCUGCUAUGGGCACUAGGGCUAUGGACUACAAUCUUAAGAAAAAUAAGGUUUGUUGGGUGAACUUUGGUAACCAUGCUGAGCAAUUGAAAUGUGCUGACUUGACAAAGAUGGAUAACAUCGAAGUAAAGGACCUGAUCCUUGAUCUUUCCAAUGUUCAACAGAUAGCUCUUGACUGGGUGACAGGUAACAUCUAUCUGAUGGAUGAAGUAGUGGAUGCUAUUAUCGUCUGUAGGUUUGCUGGGGAUAUCUGUAUCACUGUGGUAGAUGGAGACCUCAGUAGACCGAAGGGUCUCACGCUCGAUCCUAAGAAGGGGUUCAUGUUUUACACCGACUGGGGGACCGUGGCGAGGGACAAACCUGCUAAGAUUGAACGAGCCAAUAUGGAUGGUAGUGGACGAUUGAAUCUGAAUAUCACAAAGAUAGUCUUUCCUCAUGGGAUUACAGCUGAUUAUGCUGCUCAACGUAUCUACUUUGCUGAUACACAGCUUGAGAUGGUUCAGACAGCUAGAUAUGACGGCACAGGACAGAGAAUCAUUGCUCAAGGAUCUAGGGUGAGCUAUUUGUAUGGCAUGACUUUGUUUGAGAAUCAUAUCUAUGCAACUAAAUGGCAGACGAAUGCUACUAUCAUCAGCAUUGAUAAGUUUACUGGUGAAGUAACAGAGCUGUCUACAGUCACACAUCGAGCUGGUUCUAUACAUGCUGUUCAUCCAGAAAGACAGCCUACACCAAUCAAUCAGCCAUGUCGUAAGAACAAUGGUGGAUGUGAGCAUCUGUGUUUAGUAGCUAGUGAUAGCUCUUCAACCUGCAGAUGUCAACAAGGAUAUAAUGUCUUAGAGAAUGGAACAUGCAUCAGGAAUGCAGACAAUGCCAAGUUUCUUCUGUUUGGUCAAGGAUAUCCUGGAUCAGUGCGAGGUAUCCCAGUCAAUGAAAGCAGGGAUCCAAACUAUGAAUCUAUGGUGCCUAUACUGAAUCUUCAGAGUCCAAGGGCAGUAGACUUCUAUGCUGCUGAGGAUUAUGUUUACUAUGCAGAUUCAACAAACUAUACCAUCGGCAGGCAAAAACUAAACGGAACACACCGGGAAGAUCUCCUCAACGACUAUAUUACAAACUGUGAAGGAAUAGCUGUAGAUUGGAUUAGUAAGAAUCUCUACUGGACAGAUGAUGGAUCUAAGACCAUCAGUGUUGCUAGACUAGAUGGGUCUAGGAGAAGGUUACUGCUUAAAGAGAACUUCACUCAUCCAAGAGCUAUUGUGGUAGACCCAGUUGAUGGGUAUAUGUACUGGUCAGACUGGUCUGAGGGUGUUGGUCAAAAAGCACGUAUUGAACGAGCCUUUAUGGACGGUAGGAACCGAACUGUCUUUGUCAAUGAGUACUUGCAAUGGCCUAAUGGUCUCAGUCUGGAUAAGGAUCGUGGAGUCUUGUAUUGGUGUGAUGCUUUUCAUGACAGAAUCUCUAGAAAGUUUCUGAAUGGAACUGGUGAUGGGACAGUGACAAUCCGACCUCAACCAGAGCUGAAUCACCCAUUUGGUAUCACUCACUAUAAAGACAUCCUCUUCUGGUCAGAGUACCGUACAGGGUUUAUCUAUCGCUAUGAUACUACCAUGGAAACUCCUACACCUGUAUCACUGCGUAAAGGUGGCUUGGUCUUUGAACUCAAGCUUUAUGAUGCUAAUGCACAGAAAGGUACGAAUGCAUGCAGCGUCAAGAAUGGAGGCUGUGAGCAUCUGUGUCUCCCUGUUCCUGAUGGAAAAGUUUGUCAGUGUGAGAAUGGAAAGAAACUCAUCAACGGCACACAGUGCAUCGAGGAUCCUGAUUAUGUCCGCUAUUCUCGAUGUACCAAAGCUUCUGAUGAGUUUGAGUGUAACAAUGGUCGUUGUAUAGAACACACUUGGCUAUGUGAUGGGGAUAAUGAUUGUGGAGAUAAUACCGAUGAAACUCAUGGUGGCUGUUACAAUCAGACAUGUGGACCUAACAAGUUCCAGUGUCCAAACAAUAAGUGUAUCCCUAUGCGGUGGACUUGUGACGGUGAUUAUGAUUGUGGUGAUAGCAGAGACAGUGAUGAAACUCAUGAGCUAUGCAGUGGACAUAUUCCAGAGAAAACCUGUGAUCCAGAUGUGUUCAAAUGUGACAAUGGUCGCUGUAUCUCAACAUCAUGGCAUUGUGAUCAAGAGGAUGAUUGUGGAGAUAAUAGUGAUGAAAAAGAUUGCAAGUACUGUCGUGAAGGACUCUUUGAGUGUGCUAAUGGUGCUUGUAUCAGCAUAACAUGGCGCUGUGACAGAGAUGAUGACUGUGGAGAUGGCUCAGAUGAAGUAGACUGUGCAUAUUCAUGUGACAACGAAACCCAGUUCCAGUGUCAUGUAUCACUACGGUGUAUCAAUAUUGAUCUCGUAUGUGAUGGAGUACAAAACUGUGAAGAUGCCAGUGAUGAAAGAGAAAAGUGCUCUUUCCAUCCAGUGGUAUGUAACAUGCAUGAAUUUCAAUGCGAUGAACAACGCUGUAUUCCUGAAACAUGGAAAUGUGAUGGAGAAGAAGACUGCAUCAAUGGCACCGAUGAAUAUAACUGUACAAAUCCUGCGGUUCCUGUGUGCAGAGAGGAAACUCAUUACAAAUGUCCGAAUGAAAACAAAUGCAUCCCUGAUGCUUGGCAAUGUGACGGUAUAGCAGACUGUCAAGAUCAGUCAGAUGAGGUCAACUGUCAAUUGCUUCGGUGUGAGGUGAAUCAAUGGCAGUGUGAGAACCAUACCAUGUGUCUCCCAUUACAUAACCUCUGUGAUGGAGCUCAACAGUGUAUUGGAGGAACAGAUGAAUUGGAUUGUGACCUAUCUAUGUGUGACAAGGCAGCAUGUAAAGAGGAAUGUCAGGUGAUACCUGGGAAAGGGGUCAUGUGUUACUGCCCAGAGGGUAAGGUCAUUGACCCAGAAGACUCCACCAGAUGCAUACUGGACACCAAGAUGUGUACGAAGCGAGGUCGUUGCAGUCAGCAGUGUAUCAAUGGGAAAGGAACUUAUGUCUGCAAGUGUUAUCCUGGUUAUCAGAUGGCUAGUGAUGGUUGGACCUGUAAAAGCAAUGCCACAGCCAACCCAUACCUGAUAUUCUCCAAUCGCAAUCAGCUUCGUCGUGUCAAUCUGGCUACCAGCGAGUACAAUGUCCUUGUCUUUAACCUUCACAACAGUAUCGCAGUGGACUUCCAUUAUAGCAACAGCUCCAUCUAUUGGACUGAUGUGGUAGAUGAUAAGAUUUAUCGUGGAUGGCUUGACGAGAAUUCUCCUAAUGCAGGUCUAAGAAACAUAGAGCCAGUGAUUGAAGCUGGACUAGCCACCUGUGAAGGGCUAGCUGUUGAUUGGAUUGGAGGUAACCUGUACUGGGUUGAAAGUCAUCUUGAUCAGAUCGAAGUAGCUAGAUUAGAUGGAGCUAUGAGAACUACUGUGGUUGCAUCUAACAUGGAGAGCCCUCGGGCCAUUGCUCUCGACCCCACUGAAGGGUUAAUGUUUUGGACUGAUUGGGAGAACCGUGCCCCACGUAUAGAACGUGCGAGUAUGAGUGGUGCCAAUCGUAGUAUCAUUGUAAACAUUACUCAGCUGGAAGGAGGCUGGCCUAAUGGACUUACUAUUGACUACUCAGAGAAGAGAAUCUACUGGAUAGAUGCAAGGUCAGAUGCCAUCCAUGCUGCCUUGUACAAUGGAUCUAAUAUCUUCACAGUCUUAAAGGGACACAACUCCCUCUAUCAUCCCUUUGCUAUUACUGUGUUUGAGGGGCGUGUAUUCUGGACUGACUGGCGUAGUAACACUGUUUACCAAGCUAACAAGUUUACUGGACAGAAUGUAACAGCCAUACAGAAGACAAGUACUCAGCCAUUUGACAUCCAUGUCUAUCACCCUUACAGACAGCAACAAAAACCGAACCCGUGUGGUAUAAAGAAUGGAGGAUGCUCUGAUCUCUGUUUACUGAAUGGACAUGGAAUUGCCUGUGCUUGUCCCCAUCUUAAGAAGCUACACACAGAUAACAAGACCUGCAUUAAUGACACUGUCUUCUUUGUUAUCUCACGUCCAACGGAUAUUCGUGGAGUGGAUGUAGAUGAUGGAUACUACAAUGUGAUUCCUGCCCUGACAAUACCCAAUGUAGCUAAUGCAUCAUCCAUUGAUCAUGAUACCAUUGAAAAUAGGAUUUACUGGACAGACUUACAGAGGAAAAGCAUCAAUCGAGCUUUUAUCAAUGGAACUGAUAUUGAAACAGUUAUUGAAGGUAUCCCUUAUGCAUAUAACCUAGCCAUAGACUGGGUAUCAAGGAACAUGUACUGGACCAACUUGUCUCCAGAUAAGAGCACUAUUAACAUCGCUAGACUUGAUGGGAGCUUCCAGAAUGAGAUUGAUAACCUCAACCUUACCAACCCCAAAAGCAUUGUUAUUGAACCAACGGUUGGGAUAAUGUACUGGAUCAAUGCUGGACCGAUUCCAUCUAUUGAGAAGGCUCGAAUGGAUGGUACAAAUCAGACGUCCAUCGUCACAGGCCAUGUUCUUAACAACCCUACAGGCCUUGCUAUUGAUCGUAGCAAGCAGCGUUUGUACUGGACCGAUGCUGGGCUCUUCAAGAUUAAGACCAGUAACCUUGAGGGGGGUAAUAUUCAAGAUUUCUUGUCACUUGAUGAAGCCUCUCAACCAUCUGCUAUCACUGUCACUCCUGACAAGGUGUUCUGGGCAGACAACAAUGAUUUAGGAACAAUCAAGUAUGUACAUAAGAAUGAUAGUGAUCACAUCAACAUCCUUAGGAGAAAGACCCCAGGAGUAACAGAGAUGUUUAUGUACAAUCCUACCUCACAGAUUGGUGAGAAUGCAUGUAAGGAUCAGAAUGGAGGAUGUCAGCAGCUAUGUCUCCCUCUACCAGGCAAUGAUAGAAAGUGUGCAUGUACCGCUGGUUACGUAACCUCACCAGACAGUACUACUUGUAAUGGCGUAAGUGAGUUCCUUCUUUACUCAACUGAUGAGACGAUCCGAGGCAUAUCCCUAGAGCAUCCAUUAGAUGAUAAAGAUAUGUUGACUCCAAUCACAGGCCAUAUGCUCUCAGUAGCUAUUGACUUCCAUGCAGCCGAGAAUUUUAUCUAUUGGAUUGAUACAGCAUUGUACACAUUAAACCGAAUCAAAAGAGAUCAUACAGAACGCCAAGUCUUACUCACAGCCACUAACAGCAGAAUUGAAGGCAUAGCAGUGGACUGGAUUGCAGGUAAUAUGUACUGGACUGAUCAGAGGAAUGAUGUGAUUGAGGUGUCUAGGACUAAUGGCUCCUUCAGAUAUGUUCUCAUCUCAGAAGGAAUAGACAAGCCUAGACCUAUUGUUGUUCAUCCAGUCAGAGGGUAUCUGAUUUGGGCUGAUUGGGGAGUCGAGCCUAAGAUAGAACGAUCCCUUCUAAAUGGAGAAAACAGGACAGUGAUUAUCAACAGCAGCAAAAUCAACUGGCCAAAUGGCUUGGUCAUUGAUUUCAAUACAGAUAUGCUUUACUGGUGUGAUGCUGGCCAUAAUAACAUAGCAAGAGUAGAUUUAAAUGGGGGCAACUAUAAAGUCAUCCUGAGUGAUGCUGCACACAUCAAUGAUCCAUUUGCUAUCACAAUGAGCCAUCAGUACCUAUACUUCACUGACAGGACAUCUGGCUCUGGAUCUAUCUAUCGUUUGAACAAGGAUGGAAACGAUACCGUGGUGACGAUGAAAGGUGGUAUUGGAGUUGCAGUCAAAGAUGUACAUGUAUACAGUACCAAUAGACAACCAGGUAGUGACAUGAACCCUUGCAGUAUAAACAAUGGCAAUUGUUCCCAGAUAUGUUUCUAUCUUGGGGGAACAAGAAGAACGUGUGCCUGUGCUCAUGGAACAGUGGCUAACGAUGGAUUGAGCUGUGAAGAAUAUGAUGCGUAUAUCCUGUAUUCAGAAAGAAAUGGAGUUAAGAGUAUCAACUUAUAUAACACAUCGGACAAGAACCAACCAAUCCAGCCACUGUCUGAUGCUGAGAAUAUCCGUAAUGUGAUUGGAUUAGCAGUGGAUUACAUGGAGAAAAGAAUCUUUUACACAGACAUACAACUGGGUAAUAUACAAGUGGUCAAUGUCAAUGGAACUGGACGAAGAACAAUUGUUGCUGGUAUUGGGUCAGCAGAAGGGAUUGCUUAUGACCCACUCAUGAGACAGAUUUACUGGACCAGCUACACAAACUCCUCUAUCGGUCGUCUUAUAAUAGAUGAACCAACUAAAGAGGAGGUUCUAGUUAGACUCACUGCUGGUGAUCAUCCCAGGGGCAUUGCACUCGACUAUUGUCAUAGCCUGAUGUUUUGGACGAAUUGGAAUGAGGCAUUUCCUCGCAUCCAAAGGUCUUCUACGAGUGGUCAGAAUGUGACAAACAUUAUCACUGAUCAGAUUCAGAUGCCUAAUGGAAUCGGGAUCGAUCAUAAAUCACGUCUCCUCUUCUGGUCUGAUGCUAAACAAGACAAAAUUGAACGCUGUGAUUAUGAUGGACAAAACAGAGUGGUUCUUCUUAUCACUGAGCCUGUUCAUCCCUUUGGAUUGGCUGUUUUUGAUGACUACUUAUACUGGACUGAUUGGGUUAGGCGAGCAGUAUUAAGAGCUGAUAAAUACACUGCUGCAGAGGUCACUGUACUCAGAGCUAAUAUUCCUCAGCAACCUAUGGGAAUCGUUGUCAUGGCAGCAGAUGCAAAUAACUGUUUCCAAUGGCCUUGUCUUCAUGAUAAUGGUGGAUGUGAAGAUACAUGUCAGACUAAUGUAACAGGUCACGUCCUAUGCAGCUGCCCAGAAGGAAAGAGAGUAGAAGAUGGAUCUCGUUGCAUUGAUUUGAUCACAAAUUGUCAAGUUGGAGACUUCACCUGCAGUGAUGGAACAUGUACAAGAUAUGAAGACACUUGUGAUGGCAAGAAUCAGUGUUCAGAUGGCUCAGAUGAAGAUCCUCGCUACUGCAGUCAUCGAUUCUGUCGUGAGAAUUACAUUAGGUGCAAUAAUGGGCAAUGUGUCUCGGCGAACCGCCGCUGUGAUGGUAAAGAUGAUUGUAAUGAUAAUAGCGAUGAACUUAAUUGUGGUUGUAAAGAGAAUCAGUUCAUGUGUAAGAGUGGUGAAUGCAUAGCGUUGAGCAGUAAAUGUGAUCAUCGAUUAGACUGCCAGGAUGAUGGAUCAGAUGAAGACAAACAAGAAUGUCCUGAAGUAGACUGUGCAGAAUGGGGAAAUGAGAUGUUCUUACUACUACCCAAUGGUACUACAUUUGUGAACUGCCCCAACUUCUCAGUUUGCAUCUUUCAUUCUUGGAUCUGUGAUGGAGUUAAUGACUGUGGGGAUGGAAGUGAUGAAAAGAAUUGCAGCUCUGAUUCCCCAACGAGAGCACCAUGUGAAGAAGGUCAAUUUCAAUGUCGUAAUGGUCGAUGUAUUCAGCAAUCAUGGGUGUGCGACAGAGAGAAUGACUGUGGCGAUAACUUUGAUGAAGAGCAAGAUGAAUGUUCUUCUACUUGUCCUGCUGACCAGAAUCAAUGCGCCAAUGGUCAGUGUAUUCCUAAGCUGUGGGUCUGUGAUAGGGAUAAUGAUUGUGGAGAUAACAGUGAUGAGAAUGAAGCUAUACACACAUGUUCAAACCAUACAUGUACAGGUGACAUGUUCCGUUGUACGAACCAACGUCGAUGUAUCUCUAGAUCGUGGGUUUGUGAUGGUGACAAUGAUUGUGGAGAUGCUCAGGAUGAACACUCAUCUCUUGGUUGCAAUGUAACAAGAUGUAAAGAUGGAGAGUUUGCCUGUGCUAAUGGACGAUGUAUUCAGCAGUCCUGGGCUUGUGAUCAUGACGAUGACUGUGGGGAUGGUUCUGAUGAACCUAAAGAUUCAUGUGAUUUUCCAGCCUGUCUUGAAGAUGAGCAUAGAUGCAGCGAUGGUCGUUGUCUUCCAAAGGACUGGGUUUGUGAUGGUGAUAAAGAUUGUCAUGAUGGUUCAGAUGAAACUAUUUGUAAUGUGUCACCAUCCCCUCUGAAUAACUGCACCAAGCAUCACUUAUUCCAAUGUGAUAAUGGAAAGUGUAUCCCUCAGUCAGCAAGAUGUAAUACUAGUGAUGAGUGCGGUGACAACUCUGAUGAAGUAGAUUGCCGAUGUGAUAUAGACUACCCAUGCUCUCAGAGAUGUGUGGAUCUGAAUGCUCAUUUCUGGUGUUACUGUGUUGAAGGCUUCAAACUUCUAGAUGACCAAGUCACUUGUGCUUUAGAAGCAGACCAACCUAAACCCUACCUGCUGUUCUCAAACCGCUAUCAGCUGCGUACAGUGGGUGUUGAUGGCUCCAAUUACACCACCCUUCAAGUGAAUGUAACCAAUGCAGUAGCACUAGACUAUGACUGGGAGGAACGUAUGAUCUACUGGUCCGAUGUCACUCUACAGAAUAGCAAGAUUAGUCGUGCUAAUAUCACUCAUGGCACUACUGAGGUGUUACAUGAUCUUGGGGUCCUGAAUCCUGAUGGUAUAGCAGUAGAUUGGGCAGGAAGGAAUCUCUACUGGUGUGAUAAGGGUCUGAAUGUCAUUGAAGUAUCAAGACUCAACGGUAGCUAUCGCAAGACUAUUAUCAAAGAGAAUCUGGAUGAACCGAGAGCUAUUGCUUUGGAUAUUACCAGAGGGGUUAUGUUCUGGACUGACUGGGGUGAUGCACCGUACAUUGGACGAGCAAGUCUGGAUGGACGUUACUUCACAAGAUUGGUGACAGAGAAGAUUCAGUGGCCCAAUGCUCUAACAGUUGAUUACACUACAGACAGAGUUUAUUGGGGAGAUGCACGCGAGGAUAGAAUUGAGUCCGUGUCUUGGAAUGGAACAAAUAGGCACACUGUGGUUGGGUCAGAUGUACCUCAUAUCUUUGCCAUGAGUAUGUUUGGAGAUUAUAUCUACUGGACAGAUUGGGACCAACGUAGGGUCAAGAGGGCUCACAAGUUCACUGGUCAAGAUCAAUUAGACCUGGUCCUAGUAGUACAUAGACCAAUGGAUAUACAAGUUCUUCAUCCUCUAAGGCAGCCUAGAAUUGAGAACAAUCCAUGUGGUAAGAACAAUGGCGGCUGUUCAAACCUUUGCCUACUAAACCAAGAUGGAGGGAGGACUUGUGCAUGCCCAAACAACUUCUAUGUUGCUUCUGAUGGAAUGACUUGUGUGUCAAACUGCACAGGAAGCCAGUUUGUCUGUAGGAAUGAUAAGUGUAUUCCAUCAUGGUGGCAUUGUGAUCAAGAGGAUGAUUGUGGUGAUAGAUCAGAUGAACCUAGUACCUGCCGUCCAUUUUACUGCAUACCUGGUCAAUUCCAGUGUGAGAACACAUCAGAAAGUGAUGCUGAAUGCAUUAAUCCUGCAUUCAUCUGUGAUGGUGAGGAAGACUGUAGAGAUGGAUCAGAUGAAUUCCACUGCUUGAACCACUCAUGUCUACAGAAUCAAAUCAAGUGUGAGAGUAGCAACAUAUGCAUCCCAAAAUCCUUUCAGUGUGAUGGUAUCAAACAUUGUGCGCAAGGAGAAGAUGAAGAGACAUGUGGCCAAGUCCAGUGUCGUGAUGAUCAGUUUCAAUGUAACUCAACGGGUCGUUGUAUACCUGACGUAUGGAGAUGUGAUGGAGAAGAUGAUUGUGAGGAUCAAUCUGAUGAGAUGGGAACUUGCCGAAAUCUUUCCUGCCCUGUGAAUGAGUUUGCCUGUCAUGGCAACGGUCGAUGUAUACCUCAGAGAUGGCAGUGUGAUGGAGAGAGAGACUGUGCAGAUGGUUCAGAUGAAAAACCUCAAGAUUGUUCCAAUCGUUCCUGCCCGGGUGACUUGUUCAGAUGUAAGAAUUACAACUGUAUCCCCAGUCUAUGGAGAUGUGAUGGAGAUGAUGAUUGUGGAGAUAACUCAGAUGAAGAUGGCUGCAACUCAUCUUGUGAUCAAGAAGCAUCAUUCCGUUGUGAGGAUGGUAUAUGUAUUACAAAGAAUUUGACAUGUGAUGGUAAACCAGACUGUGGAGAUGGAUCUGAUGAACAAGAGAGCCUUUGUAAACCAGACUGUGCUAAGAAUGAGUUUCAGUGUAAAGAUGGUCGUUGUAUCUGGAUUCGCUGGAACUGUGAUGGGGAUCCUGAUUGCAAUGACCAAUCAGAUGAAGAGGACUGUGAGAAUGUUUCAUGUCAUGAGGAUGAGUUUCAUUGUGAUAACAACAAAUGUAAGCCAUUAAUGUGGAGAUGUGAUGGUGAAGAUGAUUGCGGAGACAGCUCAGAUGAAGAUCCAGAGCUUUGUGCUCGCCUAGCCUGUCCUGUUACCAAGUUCAGAUGUUCUAACCAUAUCUGUGUUAAUCAUCGCUUUGUAUGCGAUGGCAUCAACACUUGUGGGGACAACAGUGAUGAGUCAUUCUGUACACCAACUGAGCCUCCAUUAUGUACUGCUAAUCAAUUCAAAUGUAAGAAUCACCGUUGUAUCGAUGUCAACUUGCUGUGUAAUGGAGUAGAUAACUGCCAGGAUCGCUCAGAUGAGCUAGAUUGCACUAAAAAUCCUUCUUGUCACAGUGGGGACAUUCAAUGUGCUCACCGGUGCUCUUUGGUUGGUGGGGUUCAUUACUGCACCUGUCAUGCAGGCUAUGAGUUACUACCAGAUGGUGUAUCAUGUGGAGAUGUCAAUGAAUGCCGUCAGUUUGGUAUCUGUAGUCAGACCUGUGAGAACCUGAAUGGAUCCUAUGACUGCUCAUGUGUGGCAGGAUACAAACCACUCAGGAUCAAUGGAAAGAUCUAUUGUGAAGCACUAGGAGGUCCACCUGUGUUGUACAUAGCUGAAGAGGGUACUCUUCAUCACAUGAAUACAUCAGGUGCAUCAUCACCUUACCAAACUGAUUCAAGUGUAGACUUAGGAACCAGAAUCAUUUCAAUGGAUAUGCAUUACAGUCAGAAGAAAGUCUUCAUCUUAUCCGGUCACAACUCAACAGGCUAUCGUCUAUAUCAAGCACCACUUAAUAGUGCAGCAAGGAAGAAGAGACAAGCAGACGAGAAUUCAAUGUUUGAGCUGUUUGAGCUAGACCAGCCAGAAGGUGUUGCAGUAGAUUGGAUCAAUGAUAUGAUCUACUGGACUGAUAGCUCAGUACAUACUGUAGAAGUAUCCAAUCUGAAUGGAUCUCUAAGAAGAACAUUGAUAUCAAAUACAAGAGGACAUCCUCAGUCCAUAGUGGUACAUCCCAAGAAAGGUCUAAUCUUCUUUACCAACUGGGGGAGGAGACCUGGUAUUAACAGAGCUCACAUGGAUGGAUCCCAUGUAGAAAGGAUAGUAGAAGAUAACCUAGCUCAACCAACAAGCAUUGCUAUUGACUAUGUAAGUGACAGAUUGUAUUGGGCUGACAGCAAAGUGAGGCUGAUUGAGAGUUCUAAUAUGGAUGGUGGGGACAGAGUUCCAGUGGUCACUUUCCCUCAAUCUGGUGGUUCUCCUUUCUCCAUCGACAUCUUUGAGGAUCUUAUCUACGGCUCUACCAAGAAUCCUUACCGUGUCUUCAGAGUGGACAAGUUUGGGAAUCAGAGUACUGAUAGAAAGAGCCUCACUUAUCUUACUCAACCUAGACCUAUGACAUCUAUGGUUAAACUCGUCCACCAUCUCAAACAGGAUACAGGUAUCACCAAUCGAUGUGCGAAUAAUUCAUGCAAUCAGCUAUGUCUACUGAAACCAAAUGCCAAGAUAUGUGUUUGUAAGGAAGGCUUUCAACCUAAUGGGUCAUCAGGAUGCAGCCCAGUACAAGAUAACUCGCCUUGUGCUGGUCAUGUCUGUGUUAAUAAUGGAAACUGUGUUGAAGUGAAUGGCAGAGCAAAGUGCAGGUGUCCAGUUCCAUACUCUGGGGCGCUUUGUGAGCUUAAUCGAUGUCGUUCUCGUUGCCAGCACAAUGGUACAUGUACUUAUGAAUCCAGUGGAAUGUUUCAUUGUGAUUGCACCCCACGAUGGAAAGGAUCAUUCUGUAAUGAGGACAGGUGUCGUAAUUACUGCAGUGGUCAUGGAGAAUGUUAUGAGAAUGGAGACACAUUAGCAUGUCGAUGCAACCAUCCGUGGACUGGUGAACAGUGUAAUGCUGAUAUCUGUUUAUCCUACUGCCAUAAUGGUGGGGUAUGUUCUUUAGAUGUGAAUGGUAGGCCACAAUGCUUAUGUCCUAAGGAGUUUCCUGGGACACAGUGUGAUGGAGAUGACUGUUAUGCCUUCUGUUCUUCAGGAAGCACAUGUCAACAAAUAGGUACAACUAUUCAGUGUAUCUGUUCAUCAGCUCGUUAUACUGGUGAACGAUGUGCAGAGGAUAGAUGUGAUGCAUGUGCUAAACUCAAUCAAUCUUGUGUUGUCUUGACUGAUGGCAUUGAUUGCAGAGAUCAUCCUGAUGGUCAUCCAAUAUCAGACUCACAGUCACCACAAGUUGCAGUGGCAGCAGUAGUGCCCAUUCUCAUCAUCUUAUUAAUUCUUGUCAUUAUAGUUUUAAUAUAUUUAAAACGAAGACAAAGGUCAACAAGUGGAUUUGCUCACAGGAGAAUAGAGAGUGAAGAGGAUAUGGAGUUUGGAAACCCUACGUUUAAAUACUCCCGCCAAGUGAAUGAAGAAGAAGAAGGAGCAGACGGUAUGGAUGCACCUUUCACAGUCAGGGAUCACAAGGCAAGAACCAACUUUACGAAUCCUGUGUACAACUCCUAUCUCAACCAAAGAGGCUCUGAGCUAAGCUUAGAAAAUAAGAAGUUUGUUGACCUCCCACAACGAGACACAGAGAGACUUCUUCAGAAUGAUGAUGAUGAUGAUGAUUGAAGCACUCAGUCACAAACUUGAUUGGGGUGUGAAAUAAAAGCUUCCUGAACUCAGCUCUCGUGCUAUCCUACUUCCUUGGAGUCACAGAAAGACUAUAUUUUAACAUUUGGUCCAAGUUGGAUAGAAGCUGUUUUACAUUGUAUUUUGAUUAAUAUGUCUAUUCGCAAGUUAUGGUUAAGAUACAAGUGUUUUAAAGUAUUUAUGUCAUCCAAACUAUGUCAAGAUCCAAAUGAUGUCAAGGCAGUAUUUACAUGUAAUACAGCACAGUAUUCAUUACCCAUAUGAGAGUACACUAAAGAAGCGUGCGUUUGCUUCCGGCUAAAGAACCCUUUUUGUUUAUUGUGCCAAUGUGUAGUUUGCUUCAUUGCUUAGCAAUCACAUCACAAGGGAACUAAGUUAACUUGAAAUGUUGAGAAUAUAAUCAUGUAAGAUGUCUUGACCUUCGCUUGUAAAACUGAAAAACUAUAUGAAAACUAAAAUUAUGAAAUAUAUUAUCUGAACAACACAGUGAUGGUUUGAGUCUCAAAGCAGGAGGAAUAAGGAUUGUGAUGGUUUGAGUCUCAAAGCAGGAGGAAUAAGGAUUGUGAUGGUUUGAGUCUCAAAUCAGGAGGAAUAAGGAUUGUGAUGGUUUGAGUCUCAAAGCAGGAGGAAUAAGGAUUGUGAUGGUUUGAGUCUCAAAGCAGGAGGAAUAAGGAUUGUGAUGGUUUGAGUCCCAAAGCAUGAGGAAUAAGGAUUGUGAUGGUUUGAGUCUCAAAGCAGGAGGAAUAAGGAUUGUGAUGGUUUGAGUCCCUAAGCAGGAGGAAUAAGGAUUGUGAUGGUUUGAGUCCCAAAGCAGGAGGAAUAAGGAUUGUGAUGGUUUGAGUCUCAAAGCAGGAGGAAUAAGGAUUGUGAUGGUUUGAGUCCCUAAGCAGGAGGAAUAAGGAUUGUGCUAUUAUGAAGCAGGGAGAAGAACUGACAUUGUAUUUCUUCUCUUCUAAUUGUGGAGGUUGUAAGAGGGUGUAGUUUUGGCAACAAUGUUAUUUUCAUAAAAAUAUAGUACGGGUAAAUUUUUAUUUCCAUAACUUUUAUAAAAAAUGAAAAAGAAAGUCCUGCUUAUACAUGUAAGAUAUUGGUAGACUCAUUUUACUUCUAUGUGCAGAUUUUCAACUAUUACAUUCAUGAUUAUUUGUAAAUAGGACUUUAAUAUUUUUGACAAUAAUAUUCAUGAUUAUUGUCAUGUUAAGGUGAUGGCUUGUAUAAGAGAAAUAAAUAAUGCAUCUUACUCAUUGUUUAGCUAAUAUUUACUAAUAUUUAUUGCCUUUAAAGAAAAAAAUGAAUUUAGGAAAGAGAUGUGAAAGGACUAAAUCUUGCCCUGAAAUGUAUUCUUGUUUUUUUAGAUAAAAAUUCCUGCUUUCAUUUAGAAAAAUGAAAGAUUACAAAUGCUCAAAAUAGUCACUAAUCAUUUAACAGUACUUUAUUAAGAAGGAUUCUCACUUGCAGUUGAAAUGUACUUUUUUUUUUCUAAUGGAUACUUUUUAAUGAUGUUGUACAUUUGAAGUACUUACUCAUAUCUCGCUUCAAUAGUACUGACAUGCUCUAUUACCUUGUAUACAUUUAGCGCCUUGAACUAUCAAAAGAUGCAUACAUGUUUAUUACUAUUAUUAUUUUAAUGCUACUAAAGUUCAAACUUUAAACCUUGACAAUUUUUACCAUGGUAAGUAAAGCUUUUACCCUGCUCAUACCCUGCUUGUAACCUGUGGAAUCUAUAUAAGUACGCUUACACAAUUAUGAUAAACCAUUUGUUCAUAAUUUUUAUGGUGCUUUUUUCCUUGGUAUGUACACUUUUAUGUUCUUUUAAUAUACAGUACCUAAUCACUAUAAAACAUCAGCAUUCUUGACUUUGUGUCAGUUUCAAAGUCUUCACAGUCAUGUUACAAGUUUUCAUAGUUUUGUUCAGUAUUACAUUUUAUCUGCUGAGAGGCUGAAAGGCGUUAUGUAAUAGUAUAUUGGCCUUUCUGACUCUAAGGAAAUGAUAUAAUAAAUGAUAUUGAUGAGGAUAACUAAUAAUGGGAUAUUAACAUACAUGUACUAAUUUUAAUUGAUGCUGCUGAAGGUAUAUCUCAACUAAAGCUUGAAGUUUACUUAUUAAUAUUUUUGAUAAAUUAUUUUAGGUUGUAUAUUUUCUCUCAACUUUUAAGUCUUAAGGUGGGGGGGGGGGGGGGGGAUAGGUCUAGGGGACCUUUCAGAUUUGUUGAUACAUGUAGAUUGAUCUUAAUGGGAUUAUUAGGGAGACUUGUUUUUAAAGAUGUUUUAAGAGAGGAAGAGAGACUGCUUUCUUGUAUUUACUACUAGGAAAAUUGCCUAAUUUUUCUAUUUAUCUCUUCAUAUUUAUACAGAGUAUAUAUUUUCUGCAUUUUAUUUUGUUUCUUUACAACUGAAGCUUUUUCAACUCUAUUUAUUAAUACAUGUGCAUGAACUUCUCAAAUGGAGAAAUAAAACAUGUUUGUUUUAUGUAUUAUAGAAAACAAAUGUUCAUGGUAUGAUAAACAAGUGAGUCACGGAAAGAUGUUAAAUACUUAAAAGAGUAGUGUAUUUGACUUUAUGUUGACCCUCUCUUGUACAUGUACAUGUAUAUUGUAUCUAACUGAAAUGUAUUUACUAUAAUGUAAUUAUGAUAGGUAUGAAAAUGUAACAUGUGAUCAGUUGAAUUAGUAUUAAUCAUUGGAUAUCAUAAAGAUAUUUGGCAUACAAUAUUGAAAGAUAUAAAGUCAGUCUCAGUAUUGUUUUGUAUUUUUUGUAGUCUCAAAUGUUUGUAAUGUGAGACAAAAAAAGGAGACAUUAUUUCAAGGCUAUUUAUUAGUAUGCACAUGUAUUCAUUUAUUACUAGGACAUGUCAAGGGAUAUUUGGGAUACAGACCUGAUACUAGUGUUCAUCACUAUUUGGGUAUUAACUAUAGUAGUAGACAUUGUAGUCAUAAGAUCCCCCCAUCACCCUCUACAUGCCAAUGACACUUUACUUCAUGUUUCAUAACUUGAGUAUUUGUAAUUAUCUAUUUUAUGGAUUUUCUACAAGCUUCUCCAAAAACUAUAUUGGGAACUCGUAUUUUUUAACAAUCAUUUUAGACCCAAUUCCACUAUUAUGAUGUUUAUCAAACUAUUUUAUGUGACUGUGUAUCAUUAGUUGUCAAGAUUCUUGAUUUUAUGUGAUCUUCACACACACUUAAUGUCCAAUGUCUUGCAUUUCAUUUGCUUGUUAUAUUUUACAUUUGGAACGAUGAAUAAUGUUAUUAAAAUACGUUCAAAAUGGUUCAAAAUAAAGUAAUCAUUGCAAAAUGUUUUUGAAUCUAUUUUGGUGGAGGAUAAAAAAGUAGAUAUUUUUGAAAUGUUAGCCAUGUCUUGAGGAUGUACUUUUUUAGUUUACCUUCGAGGGAAAUAGGGACAGCACAUAUCAUAUUUGUAAGAUGAGUUAACUCACAUCCUUCUUAAUCACAUUAUCCUGUAUUUGUAGUUAUAUAGUGCUGCAAAUAUGUUAACAAUAACUAUAGAUGGUCUAAUAAAUAGAGGCUUCAUAAAAAAUAGCCAUCUUCCUCUUUACCAUAUAAAAUCUAUGAAAUCUUAUGAAAAGUUUUUACCCAAACUUUACAUUACCUUUAGCUGUUGGUAAAUGUGAGAGGAUACCUGAAGGAUACCUGAAGGAUACCUGAAGGAUACCUGAAGGAUACCUGAAGGAUACCUGAAGGGGAUUCAGAGAAAGAGAAAGAGACUGUAGCAGUGUAACAGCUAUCUUUUUAAUGUCAGUUUAGUGUGAAUUAUUGAACACACAACGCCACUUUUUUAAUCUUUAUUGUUAAACAGAGGAAAGAAACGAUUUUUAGAACACUUCAAAAUAAUUGCUCUUUGUUAAAAUGUUCCUCAAAGAGUUAGGCAGCUAUAGUUUCAUUUGAUUUAAAAGGGGUGUCUUUCAUAUUUGACUAAAUGAGAAAAUGAAAGAGCUUUUUAUCAAUUGUCGGAUGUAAUAAAAUGUCAGACUGUAAUUUGUUUUUUAAAUUUAAAUUCUUGUUUGUCUAUGUACAUGUCUAUAUUAUAUUUUCUAUGAUGUAAUCACUUCAAUUAUCAUUCAUUAUUGUCUUUUGUUGAGGUGUAAUACUCAGAAAACAAUUCUUUCACUCGCAGCAAAUGCUUGUAAAUAAUAAAAAUAAGAAAUGUACUAAAGUAAGAAAAAAA